CCCGAGAUGACGUUGGCGGGAUUUCCGAUUGGAGCGAAAAACAACAACAUCUCCAUACAGGCGAUAUUUAGAGAAAAAUUGAGUUUUUGAAAAGAAAACAAAGACUUUCAUUCAAUAAGAAUGAUUGCUUAAUUAUCUUUAUGCUGUAUAACUAAAAUGUAACUUGACAUUAACGUUACACGCAGUUUUCCACAAAAGAGAAGGGUGGAACUACUACAGUAGGCCCUGGCAUCGGAGAUUGCGAAAGAGGGAAAAACCCUUAGGAGUUGCACAAUAGGAAAAUUGUCAAGAUGGCAAUGCAAGAACGGAGACAAGUAGAACAGGUUGUGGAAGAGGACGAGACAUUUGGACCACUUCCCCUCAGCCGGCUCGAGGCAAAUGGUAUCAGUGCAACAGAUGUAAAGAAAAUGGAAGAUGCAGGUUAUUUCACAGUGGAGUCUGUGGCAUAUACCCCCAAGAAAAACAUUCUGACCAUCAAAGGAAUCAGUGAAGCUAAGGCUGACAAAAUCUUGGCCGAAGCUGCUAAACUAGUUCCUAUGGGGUUUACUACAGCAACAGAAUUCCACCAGAAGAGAUCAGAAAUAAUCCAAGUUUCCACUGGGUCAAAGGAGCUUGACAAACUCUUACAAGGUGGGAUAGAGACUGGCUCUAUUACAGAAAUAUUUGGAGAGUUCAGGACAGGGAAAACACAGAUCUGUCAUACCUUAGCUGUCACUUGUCAGUUACCCAUUGAUAUGGGAGGAGGGGAAGGAAAGGCACUGUAUGUAGACACAGAAGGAACAUUUAGACCAGAACGUUUACUGGCUGUGGCAGAAAGGUAUGUAAACACUGCUAACACUAUAAGCAUUGGACUUAAGGAUCAGUGGGUUAUUUUUUCUUGAUUCCUGCAUUAACAG
Messenger RNA from Mizuhopecten yessoensis (Yesso scallop), 896 nucleotides. RefSeq names its product DNA repair protein RAD51 homolog 1-like. Gene Ontology annotation, biological process: DNA repair; chromosome organization involved in meiotic cell cycle; DNA recombinase assembly. The transcript has 6 exons. Gene Ontology annotation, cellular component: condensed nuclear chromosome. The record is from RefSeq and is a predicted model, not a curated record. The coding region runs from base 291 to 881 and encodes 196 amino acids. Lineage: Eukaryota; Metazoa; Mollusca; Bivalvia; Pectinida; Pectinidae. Gene Ontology annotation, molecular function: DNA strand exchange activity; ATP-dependent DNA damage sensor activity; single-stranded DNA binding.